GGAGAUUUGGGAGUCUCUCCCCACUUUGAGAUGUCUCCCCCACCCAUGGGUGUCCCCCCCCCAGGGAGCCCGGAGGGCGCUGUGGGAUCAGCUGGGGGGGGCUCUGGGUCCCGAUUCGGGGCUCCCCGACAGCGUCGUCUUGGUCAGCACGGCCGAGUGGCAGGGCCAGUGGGUGUCAGAGCUGCUCCAGGCCCAGGGGGUGCCCGUGGUGGGCACGGCGGGGAGGGCAGAGCUGCAGGUGGCCCUCGGUGCCAUCCUGAGCCGGAUCCAGCGCCUGUGCCACCUGUCUGCGCUGCCCCCCCGGGCACUGAAGGUGGUGGCCGUGGGGGGGUCGGGGUUCCACGGGACCCUCCUGAGGGGCUUCGUGCGGCACCUGAGCCCCCGUGGGCACGACUGGCUGGGCUACCUGCGCUUCCUGCUCGUGCCCCUGGGCCCGCACCCCGUGGCGCAGCAUUUGGGGUCCCUGGACGGGCGCUACGGGGCCGCCUUCCUGGACCCCCCCUGGAGGGACCUGUUCGGCAGGAGCGAACCCCCCCCCACCGAGCCGUUCAGCGUGGCCGGGCGCAUCCUGGCGUUCGUGGCGGGGGCGGGCGUGACCCUCCCCCUGCCCGUGGCCGAGGCGAUGCUGACCGGGAGGGACAAGUUCCCCGACGAGGACUCGUGUCAGAAGUUCGUGCCCUUCGUGGGGGUGGUGAAGGUGGGAUUUGCCGACGACCCCCAACCGGGCCGGGUACGAGGGACCCCCAAAGGGGGUGAAGGGGACGAGGGACCCCCACCCUCAGCGUCCCUCCACGUCCCCCGGGAGGGGUCGGGGGUCCCGCGAGGCCGCGACCUCCCGGCGUCCCUCUCCAUGGUCGGGGGCACUCCUAGGUGA
This is a messenger RNA of Myiozetetes cayanensis, 874 nucleotides long. RefSeq names its product phosphofurin acidic cluster sorting protein 1-like. Lineage: Eukaryota; Metazoa; Chordata; Aves; Passeriformes; Tyrannidae. The record is from RefSeq and is a predicted model, not a curated record. The annotation marks the transcript as partial. Gene Ontology annotation, molecular function: transmembrane transporter binding. The transcript is spliced from 10 exons. Gene Ontology annotation, biological process: protein localization to plasma membrane.